AUUGAAUCCAUCAGGUUUUCACUUUUACUUUGUUGGUCCUUCAGGGUGGUGUCCAUUCUCCUGUCCCGAGUGCUCAUUCGUCAACUCAGACGAGGCGUCCGUCCAGCAGCAUAUUGAGACGAACCACUCGGGGGAAGUACAGGAAGACGCUCUGUCCGCUCCGCACCAAACAGGCCAAGCUGGACACUAUGAUUGCCCAGACUGUAACAGCAGCUACAAGUUUCAGUCCUUACUGAAAUACCAUCGGCGCGUCCACACCGGCGAGCGCCCAUACGUGUGCCCUCAGUGCGGACGCCGCUUCUCCUUCAAGCAGUCACUAGAGAGGCACAAACAGACACACAAGGAUGGGCGCAAGCAUGACUGUCUGAUCUGUGGGCAGAACUUCAAGUCCUUGUCAGCGUACACAGAGCACAAGAAGAACCACAUGGAGAACGGUGUGUAUCGGUGUUCGGAAUGCGACCGGCGGUUCUCCUGGAAGUCUGCGCUGGUAAGACACCUCCGGACUCACACGGAGAAYGCCACCGAGGCUGAGCUCUCUUACAAAUGCCCAAGGUGUGACUUGGGAUUCAGCAGUAGUACRUACCUUAACAGGCACCUGCUCACACACCAAGAGGAGAGGUUGCAUGUCUGCAGCUGUGGCAAGAACUUUGCCUACAAGGCUGCUCUGACCGCACACCAGCGCACCCACCUGAAAGAGAGGCCACAYCAGUGCAAGCAGUGUGGAAAGGGUUUCCUCUACAAGGGAGGGCUGGUAAGUCACAUGAAGAUCCACUCUGAAGAAAUGCCUUUCAUGUGCUCAUUCUGUGGGAAGAGCUUCAAGAGGGAGAGGAACAUGAAGAAACACGAACGCUGCCACACCAGAGAGAACGUGUUCAGCUGCUCGCAGUGCGACAAGACCUUUGUGUACAAGGCCACACUGACCAGGCACGAGCUAACCCACUCGGGGGAGAGACCGUUCCUGUGCUCCGAUUGUGGSAAAGGGUUUUUCUCCCAUGCGGAGCUUCUAAAGCAUGAGCGCUUCCACACGGGCCACAAGCCGUUCCAGUGCUCCCACUGCGGGAAGCAGUUCACCCAGUCCUGCUACCUGACCAUUCACCUGCGCUACCACACAGGGGUACGGCCUUACUCCUGCACCCAUUGUGACAAGAGCUUUCUCAGCGCCAACCGUCUAAAGAGACACCUGAGAACCCACACAGGAGAGAAACCCUACCUGUGUUCAGAGUGUGGCAAAGGGUUCAAACAGUCAUAUCACCUCAAGAUGCACCAGCAGACUCAUGCCACUAAGAUUUACUGAGGCAUGAUUGUGUCUCUGUCCAGACUUCAGUCAAAUGAUUUGGUAGAAUGUAAUGGUGAGUUAGCUGUCGACUGUGUAGACAACCAGGAGUGUUAAAAUAUAAAUACUGAAUAAAAAUAUAAAUUCAAUAUGCAACAUA
Salvelinus sp. IW2-2015 is the source of this 1433-nucleotide messenger RNA. The record is from RefSeq and is a predicted model, not a curated record. Lineage: Eukaryota; Metazoa; Chordata; Actinopteri; Salmoniformes; Salmonidae.